Molecule: messenger RNA, 1092 nt
Organism: Plasmodium coatneyi
Lineage: Eukaryota; Apicomplexa; Aconoidasida; Haemosporida; Plasmodiidae
Exons: 12
Coding region: 1-1092 (363 amino acids)
Source: RefSeq, a predicted model, not a curated record
AUGUGGUCCAUUUUCUACCCCCUAAAAAAACCCUUGCAGCUACAAGAAAACCUAAUCGCAGAGCGGACACCGAAUGAUGGGAAGGACAUCUUCGUCUUUAAUAACUAUGCCAUUUCGCUAGUCAAGCUAUCGCAUUUGUGCUUCUUCUUCCUCCUCAGUGUCAAAAAUACCUUUCAUUUCUCACCCAGUUUGGUGUUUCUGGUUCUCUUCUUUGGUUUUUUUAUCAUUUAUUUUUUCUUUUGCAUGAGUUGGUACAGCUGUUUCCGCUUUAUUAGGCGAAUAACAAACGAGGAGCUAAUCAAUGAAGAACUGAACCCCUCCAUGCUGAACGAAAUAAUUCCUCAGAUUUUCUUCUCCGUGUGCUCCUUUUUGUUGAUAAACAUACUUUACUUCGGGCACCUGCUAGUCUACCUGAACCUUCAGAACGACGUCAUUUCGGUCCCCAUCGAAUCCCUAGUCAUUUUCUUUUUUUUUUUUUUCUGCUGCGUGUUGUAUGGGGCCCUCUUCAAGUAUAACAAUUCGGUGGGUGUCUUCCUCCUCGGGGCCAACGGAAUAGCCACUCUGGCGCUUUCCUUUUACCAGGAGAGCGACCUUUUUCUACCCUCCCUUUUAAGUGUAAGUGUAGUGUUUGCUCCGACGCGGAUGCAAAGGGGCAACCAUCUUUGCUGCAAACGCGACUUGCAAAGCGACUUGCAAAGCGACUUGCAAAGCGACUUGCAACGCAUCUUGCAGUACGGCAACAUUUCUAACAAAGGUGACGGCACCCGCGCGCAGACCGGACUCUACCUGGCACAUCUGGUUCGGAAGAACAAACAGAACAAGUUAUUUUAUCGAGACCGAGAGGGGGACUACGUACAAAUGCUCAUGUACACCUGCGCGUCAGCAUUUGCGUCACUCCUACUGAAGAACUUGAGCCUGAUUAACUCCCAGUUUCUCUCCUUCCUGUUGCUCCUUUCGUCCGCCCCUUUUCUGUACGCUGACCUGAGUCUCCAGAAUAUCGAACUGGCGCACCAAUCGAUCGAAAACCGAAUCAUGCACACAUAUGUAUCAUCCGUCCACUCAAGCAAGAAAAUCCCGGGGACGUUGAGCUAA